Messenger RNA from Penicilliopsis zonata CBS 506.65, 1400 nucleotides. RefSeq lists its product as hypothetical. The record is from RefSeq and is a predicted model, not a curated record. Gene Ontology annotation, molecular function: methyltransferase activity. Bases 25 to 1347 code for a protein of 440 amino acids. The transcript has a single exon. NCBI's taxonomy places the organism in Eukaryota, Fungi, Ascomycota, Eurotiomycetes, Eurotiales, Aspergillaceae.
GAAAACAGAUGAGAUAAUCCCUCCAUGGAUCUCCCCGGGUCGGCAUCUGCUGUCAUCGCCCUGGCCGGUGGCUCCUCCUCCUCUGCCUCCGGGUCUACCUUUCAGUCGCCGACCAGCUCGACAGGGACGGGCUUCGGAACCGCCUCGCAGUCGUCGCUUACCUCGACCGGCCUGACCGAGACCUCCACCGCCAGCAGCAGCGGCAACAGCAGCGGCAACAGCAGCAGCCUGCCCGCAUACCCGCUUGUGCGCCUCAAUGACCGCGACUACCUGCGCGACCAGGACGGGCAGCAGCAGUACCCGCUGCCCUGCGACCUGCCGGAGAUGCACCGGCAGAUCCUGCGCUCGCUGAUGCUGCUGCGCGUCUUCGGCGCCCCCUUUUGCAGUCCACACCUGGCCGACCACCCUCCGCGGCGCGUGCUCGAGAUCGCCUGCGGCUCCGGCGUCUGGUCGGGCCUGUGUCACGACUACUUUGCCCGCCGGGGCCACGCCAACAUCCAGUUCACGGGGAUCGACCUGGUGGCCGCGGCGCCCGAUCUGCGCAAGCGGGGUGUCCACUGGCAGUUCAAACGUCACGACCUGCGCAAGGCCCGCCUACCAUUUCCAGACGGCUACUUUGACUUUGUCUUCAUCAAGGACACGGGCGCCAUCCCCUCCAGCCCGGCGCAACAGGCGUACGGACUGUGUGAACCCCUACGCGUCUUGCAACCGGGGGGAACCCUCGAGGUCUGGGACUCGGAUUGGGUUUUCCGCUCGCUGCUCCCCAACCCGGCGCCCGCGCAUUCCUGGACGGCUUCGCGCGAGCAGGAGAUCGCCGACGCAACCGCCACGUACACCUUCACGGCCGCAACCCCGUUCACGCACGCGCAGAACCCGUACCUGCGAGACUACAACACCUGGGUUGAGCGGGCGUUUGAUCGGCGCAAACUCAGCGCCCUGCCCUGCGCUACCAUCGGGCUUUCUUUUACCGCCGAGGUGGACACCUUUGAGCGUGUCGAGAACCGUCGCAUCGCCAUUCCUCUAAGUGAGAUGCGUUGGGAGCGUGAUCAACAACCACAACCACAACCACAACAAUCACAACAAUCACAACAGUCGACAGCACGUCCAAAACCUCCCCCGCUGAGUCUAACACCCGAACAAAUCGCCAUCCGACGCACCGCUCUCCUCACCGUCCUCCAGAUGAUCGAGGGCUUAGAACCCAUGCUCAUGCAGGCCAGCGGCAAGAGCCGCGACGAGUGGGACCGGUGGUGGGCGGCGAUGACGACCGAUCUGCUGUAUCGCGGUGGGUUGGCGGGGGGGGAAUGUUUGGAAGUGAGUGCCUGGUGGGGAAGAAAAUCAUCCGUCUAGUUUUGGCUAGUUAUACCCAGUUGUUAAAUAAUUCUAUUGACCAUAUCGUUUCC